UCCAAAAGUUGUUUCAAUUAAUUGUACUUGGUUGUCUUACUAGAAUCAAGGAAUUAUCCUGGGUGGAUUUCUUUAAAAAGAGGUUUGUGUGGGUUCUUUCCUUUAUUAUUGAUGAAAAAAACAUAUGUCCAGUUUCCAGUCCUUUAGGCAUCUGCUGCACUGGGGCCAAGAGUCCUGGUGCACAUGGUUCUGAAGUUCAGGAUCCUGCAGCCCAUGUUCCCCUGCAGGGGAUCCGAGGAGGUUCUGUGUUGUUUCACAUGACCAAGAAGCAAGAAGCUGAACCAGAGGAGGUCUGGUGGGCCUUUGGCCCUGAGUCAAACUACAGUGUCCUGCUGCGAGUCCACCAUGAGGCAGACACUCCAACCUGGGUCAGCCUCCAGGACAAGUACCAGCAGAGGGUCCAUGUGCCCAACAUCCUGUCCCUGAAGAUUGAGAACCUGACCUGUGAGGACAGUGGACAGUACCGGGCUCGACUCAGCUUCCCUGGAGGAUUAGAAUUCACCCAGGUUUUCCUCCUCACUGUCUAUGAGCCCGUGCCCUCUCCCCAGAUUCUGGUGGGAUCAACAUCCAUCACACCAGACUGGUGCAACGUCACCCUGGAGUGCAGAGCCUCUGGGGCCACAGACGAUCUGAAUGUGACCUGGGAGAACAAGGGCCUCCCCAGAGAAUGGGAGCAGAGAAGGACAUCAGAACCAGCCUGCAACUCAUCAGCCAACAUCCUGGCUGUGAGCUUUCCUAGAGGCCAGCCCAAUGCCAGCCUCGUCUGUGUGGUCAGCAACCCGGGGGAAUAUAAAAAUGCCUCCUUCGACCUUGGGGGAGUCUGCUUCCAUGGUGAGUGCAAUCUGCCAGAGGGGAGGAGCACUUUCAGAGCUUAGAUAGCACUGAGGUCUGGGGGUUCAGGGCUUUUCUUCCCACCAUUUUCUUAGCACUGCUUUCUGACCACUUCAUACAGGAGUCUAGGAAAAACAUCCAACUUAUUUUGGCUUUUGAGUGUGUUCACAUCCAUGACUUGCUCUAACUGCUUGCCCUUGCUAGUCCAGGUAGUCAUUUUCCAGUACUUCUCUCCACCACUAUCCAACAUCCAUUGUGCAUUCAGCAUGGUCUUCAGGAAAGUAAUCACACUGGGUCAUUUGUGGCUUUUCUUCAAGUCUGACCUCCAUGACUUCCUAUGGGAUGUCAUUGAGGGGCCCAGACACUCCUCUGUCCACAUUUCUGAUCUUAUUUAUACACUUACCACUGAAUUCCUUGUUUGUCAUUCCAGAAUGUGCCCUGCUUUUGCAAGUUUUUGCACCUCUGGACAUGUUGUUUCUUUGACCAUCAGCCCUUCUUCCCCCUGUGUCCUCAACUUCCUGUCUUAUUCUUCACGGAGGAUUCUCCUCAGCCACUGCAGAUAUGUGGACAUGUGCAAAUGCAUUCACACAUGGCCCUGCCCUAAGAUAGGCCCCAUGAUCGG
Messenger RNA from Bubalus bubalis (water buffalo), 1453 nucleotides. RefSeq names its product SLAM family member 6-like. Bases 258 to 875 code for a protein of 205 amino acids. The transcript is spliced from 2 exons. NCBI's taxonomy places the organism in Eukaryota, Metazoa, Chordata, Mammalia, Artiodactyla, Bovidae. The record is from RefSeq and is a predicted model, not a curated record.